AUGGCUUGGUCUACCUUGGCCGGAAGGAAGACGCUGCCGAUGGUUGUGCUGGCCAUUCUGAGCAUGGCAGUGAACGCCCUGGGCGAGCGACGGCAGCUCCAGCUGAUGCAGGACCCGGCCGGCGACGUGCUCUCGUACCACGGCGGCGCGGUGCUCAGCGGUGACAUCCCGGUGUCGAUCGUGUGGUACGGCAAGUUCACGCCGUCGCAGAAGGACGUCGUCGUCGACUUCGUGCGGUCGCUCACGCCCACGUCGCGGCAGGCCGCGACGCCGUCGGCCGCGCAGUGGUGGAGCACCCUCGCGACGUUCUACCUGUCGAACGCGACCACGGGCGGCGGCGGCGGCGGAGGCGCGAAGUCGGUGACGACGCGCGUUGUCCUGUCCAGCCAGGUGUCCGACGAGGCGUACUCCCUCGGCAAGACGCUGACGCUGGUCCAGAUCUUCCAGCUCGCGGCCGGGACGACGCCCAAGAGAGGCGCCGUCGUGCUGGUCCUCACCGACCCCGACGUGGCCGUCGAGGGCUUCUGCAGCGUGCGCUGCGGCCUCCACGGCUCCGACGCCGGCGCCGGGUACGCCUACGCGUGGGCGGGGAACGCCGCGAGCCAGUGCCCCGGGCAGUGCGCGUGGCCGUUCGCGCGGCCGGCGUACGGGCCGCAGGACCCGCCGCUCGGCGCCCCCAACGGCGACGCCGGCGUGGACGGCAUGAUGGUGACGCUCGCCAGCAUGCUGGCCGGCGCGGUGACCAACCCGUUCGGCGGCGCCUACUACCAGGGGGACAGGGACGCGGCGCUCGAGGCCUGCACGGCGUGCGCCGGCGUGUACGGGAGCGGCUCGUAUCCCGGUUACGCCGGGAAGGUGCUCGUUGACACGGCCAGCGGCGGCAGCUACAACGCCAUCGGCGGCGGCAAGAGGUUUCUGCUCCCCGCCAUUUACAACCCGGCGACGGCAGGUUGCUCUACGACGGUGUAA
Molecule: messenger RNA, 969 nt
Organism: Oryza brachyantha (malo sina)
Lineage: Eukaryota; Viridiplantae; Streptophyta; Magnoliopsida; Poales; Poaceae
Product: protein PHOSPHATE-INDUCED 1-like
Exons: 1
Coding region: 1-969 (322 amino acids)
Source: RefSeq, a predicted model, not a curated record